Messenger RNA from Fusarium oxysporum Fo47, 816 nucleotides. RefSeq lists its product as uncharacterized. The coding region runs from base 208 to 702 and encodes 164 amino acids. Lineage: Eukaryota; Fungi; Ascomycota; Sordariomycetes; Hypocreales; Nectriaceae. The transcript has a single exon. The record is from RefSeq and is a predicted model, not a curated record.
GGCGUAUCAACUCAUCGAAAGAACCUCCAUAUAGAAAGUUCAACAAUCUAACUAUAUACCGGGAGCAAUGGCCUUUCUCUUUCACUAUUAAAUACCUCAUCUCUUUCCUCGAUAACAUCACGUCAUUGAUCAGGACUGGACGUUCCAACUAUAGUAUCACUGCCGAACCACACGAACUGCAUCAGGUCAACCCAAGUUAACUAUAACAUGAACGAAUCCCUUAAGAAAAAUCUACCAGAUAUCUUCGUGAUGCUUUCAGCCGCCGAAAGAGAAGAAAUCGAUCGAGAGGUCACGGCCUUCAUGGCCGAGUUUGGCCACAUGUUUGGAGGCCACCUCAACGAAGGUAUCUCGAACGAUGACGCUUCAAACAGUGGCACUUCAAGCGCCGACCCCUCAACAAAUGAAACAAACACACAAGGCACAAGAAAAGGCACACAGGAGGACGCUUCUUCCGCAGAGUCAUCAGCCAGACGUGACAGAUUCACGCACUUGAGUCCGGAGCUCGCCUCACACGACAGAGCAAUCGAACGCUACAACUUUCUCAAACGCCACUGUCCCUGGAGCCAGGAUGAAGCGUUCUUGAACAUGAUGUGUUCACUGCACAGUCACCCACAAACCAUGGGUCUUCCACCGAGUUCAACUGAGCCUUUGGCCGAUGAGUCACCCGAAAAAGAAGACGAGGGAAGUCCGUGUGGGAGUUAGGCCGAUGUCCAUGCUGAGACCAAGUAGGCUUUAGCACAUAUCCGUGGAUGAAAGCUUCAUAAUAGGAGAGAUGAGGAGGAAUAAUAAGAGUAGUAGUUGAGUUGUGGGAGGAAC